This is a messenger RNA of Linum trigynum, 1151 nucleotides long. The record is from the annotation of a GenBank genome assembly. Lineage: Eukaryota; Viridiplantae; Streptophyta; Magnoliopsida; Malpighiales; Linaceae.
UAAACCCGACCCGUCCACUCACAACUACCAGCUCACCCACGUCCCUUGAUUUAAGCUUCUCUAUCUAACAAACUAAAACUAAAACAACAAAGUUGCCAUGACUUGAAAGCAACUGAAUAUGACACUACUAGCUUAAACGGCAGAACUAAUUAACCACAGGUUAAAACCCAAAACGACCGACCCUCACUAGAACUCACAUGAUCACUCACGUAAUUACUUAUUCAACAGUGUCCAACGUCUCUGGUGUGGCGGCCAAUGUAAGGUUUGUCAUUCCCUUCCUCAGCGAUGCGGGCGUCAAGUCGGCCAUAAUGACCACAGUGGUGUCCACCAACAACUUGGAGACGCCCAUCGCGCCGGACCAAGGCGACUCGACCACCCCCUACGACGUCGGUGCUGUCAUCCUCCAGCCAACAAGAGCCCUAAGACCAGGUCUCAUCUACGAGACCACGGGCGAGGAGUUCCUCCACUUCUUGUGCUGCCACAGAUACAACACAACCACCGUCAAGUCCAUCUCGAGGACAGCCGCACGAAGCUUCCGAUGCCCGGCCGGGGGUGCCAACCAUGACCAUAUCUCUUCCCUCAACUACCACUCCAUCUCGGUGAGGCUAAGUCAGAUGAGGGGAGGAGGACCAUCCCCCGGCGCGUGACCAACGUGGCCACGUGGCCGCUACAACUGGAAAUGAACCGCCAUCUGGGUGUACCAAGGGUAUGUUGUGCUGGACGACGAAGGCGGCAGUGUGGUGUCGAGGUUGUUCUGAGGGUUCUCAAGUUUGUCUAACAAGGGGAGACCAAGGGAUUUCAAGUCAUCUUCCAGAGAAACAGGAAUGUUGGGGAGAGGAAGACCAUGACCGGGUGGGUGAAGUUGACCAACCGUCACUUCAUGGUUCGGUCGGUCUUUGUGGCAGAGGUGGUCUGAAGAAGAAAAUGCAUGGUCGGGCAAGAAGAAGGGAGCAGAACAAGUGCAGUUAACGUCUCCAGUGUGGCGGCUAUCGUAAGGUCUAUCGUUCGCGGCCGUCGAGUCGUCCAUAAUGACCCACACGUGAUGGAUGAUUUUGGUAUCAUGUUUUUUCGUAUAUAUUAAUUUUAUUAUCAUUCAUCAAUGAUCACGACAUUAUCCACCUUUACGUACUUUAUAAAAUUUAACUAAUUUA